Messenger RNA from Penicillium waksmanii, 243 nucleotides. RefSeq lists its product as uncharacterized. Lineage: Eukaryota; Fungi; Ascomycota; Eurotiomycetes; Eurotiales; Aspergillaceae. The coding region runs from base 1 to 243 and encodes 80 amino acids. The record is from RefSeq and is a predicted model, not a curated record. The transcript has a single exon.
AUGCCCAGGUGCCGUGCACAAUCUUGGAAUAUGCCACAAUAUGCCCAGGUGCUGGCCAGUGGACGGCUACGUGAAAUCCAGGUUACCGACUUCAACAUUCUCAUUCAACACCCCGGUCCAAUUCUGGCUUACAUGUCCAAGGCCCCUGGAGAUGUGCGUGAAUACGACGGAUCUGAAGACUGGUUCAAGAACGCGGAGGAGGAGAAGCAAAGACAUUCACUCACUCGCAAAUCUCUGGCAUAA